Messenger RNA from Vigna unguiculata (cowpea), 761 nucleotides. RefSeq names its product GDSL esterase/lipase At1g71250-like. Gene Ontology annotation, molecular function: hydrolase activity, acting on ester bonds. The record is from RefSeq and is a predicted model, not a curated record. Lineage: Eukaryota; Viridiplantae; Streptophyta; Magnoliopsida; Fabales; Fabaceae.
CUUAUUUAGGAGGUCUGGUCUCAGUUCCACCUCCAUAAUCCAAACAAUACUAAUAAUUUAUGUACCGGAGUCACUCUGUUGCAGCUGAGAAGAUUGGAUUCACAUCAAUCCGGCCAUUUUAUGGUCAAAAUGGAUCUCUGGAGGAGGUUCUUGGUGGUCUCAACUUCGGGUCAACACAAGCUAGAAUCAUGAAUCAAGGAAGCUACAGUCACCAGUCUCUCAACCAACAACUACGCCAGGUUUCUGAAACUAUGCAGCUGUUGCAACUGCAGCUGACUGAGGACACAGCUCUUCAACUUACAAAAUCCUCCAUCUUUUUCCUCUCCUUUGGCAAAGAAGAUUACAUUGACCUAUUCAUCCAUAACUCUUCCAGUUCCAACCACACGCUGCAGCGCGGUUCCCAAUAUUUUGCUACCAUUUUGGUGAACCAAAUGGCGAAUGCUGCGAGGUAUCUUUAUAAUGCUAAUGCAAGGAAAAUCAUAUGUUUGGGAGUCCUGCCUUUGGGAUGCACACCUCGUAUGGUCUGGGAGUUGAAUAGCACGUCAUUAGCGGGAGAUUCUAAUGCAACCGGUUGUGUGGAACAUGUCAAUGACAUGAUCUUCGAAUACAAUAGAUUGCUGGACGAACAAAUAGAUAAGCUCAAUACAGAAUUUCCUGAUGCUCAGAUGGUGUUCUGUGAUGUGUACAAUGGAAUGAUGGAGAUUAUCAACGAGCCAAGGCUUUAUGGUAUGUUUUUCCAUCCCUUGAUAGCUUUGCACUGA